AUGAUGAUGGGCGACGAUUUAGACGAGGCUUCGAGACGCUUGAGUUUUGUCUUUUUCGCACUGAACAGUAUGAUUUUCAAUGGCAAGGUACCAUAAAUUCGACUGAAAGAGAAAUUAAGUUCUAAUCUGCUAUGGGGAACGAUGCCGAGGAGUUCCUUUCAGGUUCGCUUUGAAUCUGCAAAUUUUGCUUUCAGGUCUUUUAUGCAGAGCAGAGAUUGAGGAUAUUUUUCCAGUCAAACGACAAUUGUUGAGGCAUAAUCGCUGUAAGAAGAGGAAAUUUGUGUGUGAAUAAACGAAAGGAACAAAAAUUUUGUUUGAGCAGAGUCAAUACCUAAGUAUAUUUCACAUAUCUGGUCUGCUAGCAGCGCUCUUUGAGGCGGAGGAUCAGAUCCUGAUGAAUUCAAGUAUUCUCUUUCUUCUCGUUCUGUAUUGAGGCUUUAUAAAGAGAACAAUCUGAUAUUGUGUUAAGUUUUAGAAAACUAUUUUCUUAUUUUGGUUCUGAACUUGUUUUGACUUUCAUUUAAAAGGCCAGCAGGAUUCGAGUCGGACGUUUUGCGGUCGCUGAGAUUCGGUCAGCGACCCUGAGAUGCCGCAGCAUGCAGCUGAAGUUCGAUGCGAAUCGAAGACUGACGAGCCUGGACGGAGGUCACUGCGAUAGUCGGCUCUUUGACCAGUACAGACAGGCCGCGAGGGCUCUGGACCCAGUGCGGCAAAGGAAAUCGUCGAAAAUCUGCUGUGAGCCAUCAAAAAUUAUUUCAGCAGAGUGGUCAAAGUAAUAUAAUUGUCUCAAAUUGAAAGGUCUAAGAUAAAAGGAGACGCCGAAAUGAAAGAGUUGAAUUCAGCGUCAAACAUAAGAUCAAAGUGAGGGUUUGUCUGUUUAGAGGGGUAAGGCCACGCUUCUUUGCGUCCCAAAGCUGAGACUUGAAUUGGCUGUAUCCGUUUCCAGAUAACUGAGAUAGCCAAUCUGUAUGAACCAAAGCUUUGGAACUUAACUAUUCAGAUUGUUUAAGUAUUCGACUACGAAAUUAAACUAAAAAUCAGUAAAAAAAAAAAGUGUUACUCGGUAUUAAAAUUAAAGAAAAAAUUACUGAAAUGAAAUGUAGAGCAAAAUCGUUGAAUAUUAUUCACCGGAGCGUUCGUAAAUAUGGUCCAGCCGGAACUUCGAGAGAAGAUUCGACAGAAGCGUUUAUUGUUUCAUGCUGAGUCGCCUAGGUUUUCAAAGGAAGACGGCUUCGAAAGAUGCUUUUCAUGUUUCAGACACGUCUUUUUACAUUAACUUCGACUAUCUGUUCAUUUAUAAUCUGGUCUUUUCAGGAGAGGUUACCCAUUUGAUUGCGAUUUGAAGGAUUGCGAGAACGAGUAUAAUGGACGACUUAUCAAAGGUAAAGCCGAACAAAAAGAAAAUGACGUUCUUUAUCCAUGAAACAUCAUUGGUUGUUCAACUGUCUUUUCUAGGUUAUCACUCUCCCUAAAAGUAACUUAAGUUUGUCGGCGACUGGUUCGGGAACUACGAACGUCUGCCAGGCACCGCUCGCCUCUUCACAGAGCCUUGCGGUUGCUGUCCAGAACUUUCUCGAGGCUUUGGGCUUUAUUUUCAUGCUCAGGUAUGCCCUCGACUGUCGGCCGAAAGAUCCAGAUUUAUCGGUUCAUCAACGUGUCAAUGCUGAGCGUCUGCAAUGUCCCGUGAGAUUUUUAGGUGUCUGAAUAAUGAGUUUUUGAUUGCGCCCUAAUUUUAGAGCACUUGGAACCUCCUAAUACGGCUUUUCGGUUUCGCAACGAUAUCAGACUUUGAGUCUUUGACGCAAGCGCAAAUGCAAAAAGGAUAAAAGGCGAUUUUUAAAAGAGUCCAUUUUGCGGCUUGCCUCUCUCAAUUUUCCACGUAUCUUUAACCUAAUAAUCAAAGUUUCCAGCUCGUUCAAAGACUUGCUCGGGCUGGGCUCUACGAGUUCAAGACUAGCAAGCCGUUCUCUACAACGGUGUUGUCUUUUGACCGAGGUGAUUUCUUAUCUAUAUAUUUUUCAAACAGUUGGAGUUGAUCUUGACGAAAAUUAAUUAUUUUUCGAGAAUAUGCGCUUUCGUGUUUGAGUGAUCGAGCAAACAACAAUUGCUUCAAAACGCAAAUUUGUUUAAAAAGUUAAUAAAUUCUAAGUUUUAUAAUUUUUGAAAAAUUAUGAGAAUAUAGGAUAUCGAUUUCCUACAGUGUUUUGUGAGAUAAAUGACUUUUACUUCAGAAUUAAAAUUAGCUGAGUCAAACUAGAAAAAUUUCUUUCGGAAAAAUCUUUCAAUCACGAAUUUCACCGUGAAAGAUGAGAAAGCAACGCUAAUCAGCGCUGUUUCCCAGUACAUUUUUCUCUUGCAGUGCGAGACUGCUGACCUUGGCUACGCUUGGCUGCAGCAUGCGCCGCCAAUCAUAUCGUGCUCUACAUGAAAGGCCCAAGUGAUUGUGUCUUAUUUCAGAAACGUUUGCAAUUGAUUACUGCAGGCUCGAACACUUAUACAACUCGUUGCAGUACUCUAACCUUGCCAGCUUCCACUUCGCUGCGAUAUGAGCGAGAAGCGGUAUCAUCUUUGUCAAUGUCAAUGGCAAAUACAUGCACAGGCAAAGUCAGGAAAGAGGGCAAAGAAAUGUUUCCUUAGAGAGUGUUCUUUCGAAAAAUCUCUUAAGGUGGCAGAACUCCUGCACCUGUCUUUCUGUGGCCUUUUUGAGCCUUUCUCUUCUAGCAGUCAUUAUACCAUCUGUUCGACUUUUGCUCGAGAGUAGGACGAUGUCAGAAGAACUGAUCCACAUUCCAGUCAAAGAUAUCACCGUAAAUGCAAUUUCGUGGCUCGUGCCUGUUUCCAGAGUUGCACGAGACUCGAUAUCCUCUCUAUUUUCUGGUCUCGAACAUUUUUGAGAAUUUUUGAAUAAUAGGAGCAAAAGACUGGAGGUUUGGCGUAAAAUGCCAGUUGUCCCAUUGCGCAGACGCAGAAAGUGAAAUCGAAAUUCGACGGAUGAACUAUGAGUCAAAAAUGUCGAAAAACAGUCGAAAACAAGUCUGAAGUUUGAAGUUUCGCUUUUUAGAACUAAUGGUGUUGAGUUUCAAAAUUUUAUCUCUCUUGUUUUAAUCCUAUAUACUCAACUGAUUUUACGAAAAUGUUUCCUAUGUUGAUAGUUUCAAGGUAUUUCGCACAGUCGAUCUCGUUUCGGUCGCAAAAGACACUUCUCGUGCUGCGAGUCGUUUAACCCUGGUCUCUUUAAAGGCGGAGUGGUCUUAUUACGACAGUUUUAUAAGUUUUGUACGAAUUAUAAACUGAAAGCGGCUGAGCUGUUUUGAUUUGAUGUAAAAUUUGAGACAAAAGUUAUUUUGUGCAGACUUGAGAAAUAGGUUUCAUACGAGUCAAGAACAGGAGUUUAAAAAUGUCCUGGCUUCGAGAGAGACGGGUGCAAAGGAUUGACCGAGUCGCUCAUUCGCACUGUCAAAAUGAACAAGUAGAAGGUAAUCGCAAAAUAAAGUUAAAUAACAACGCUGGAUUCGAGACCAUAGAGAAUUUAGACAACAUAAAAACUUAGAAAUCAUGGAAAGAAGCCAAUAGCGUCGAAGUCAAAUUUUGGUGGUCAGGACCUCGCGAUUUGUGCCAAAUGAGAUAUUUUACUGCCGCUUAGUGAACUUUAACUCACUUCAAAGUAAGAUCUUUUAAUUUUGCUAAAAUGUUUAUUUCGGGAAUUCUCAUUUUGCAAUUACACUUUUAACAAACUUACAGAGUUUGGAAGCAGCUGAAUUUGAUUCGGAUCCCACAGCAGUAGCGGAAAUUCAAGCCAAUUACUAUCAUUCCUCUAUUGGUAAACUGAUAUUUUAGGAUCAGAAUAGAUCCGAAUUUCAAGCACUUGGUGAAGCGGUUCUCGCGUUUCUUCUAACAAAAGGAGCAGACCAUUGAAGCUUGAUGAUGUUCGUGCCGCAGUCUCUCCAUUGACGACGCUAUAAUGCGAGGGAGACGGUUGGAGUUGACAAGGAAUCGUUUCCAAAGGUCGUAAUCGGCGAUUCAGCGCAGUGAGAACGUUGGCUACGAAGAGUCGACCUACAGCACUGGUAAAUUUUCCUUCGUCUGGACUCAUGUCAAUCUCCUCCUCGAGGUUAGCUUGUAG
Messenger RNA from Caenorhabditis auriculariae, 4123 nucleotides. The record is from the annotation of a GenBank genome assembly. Lineage: Eukaryota; Metazoa; Nematoda; Chromadorea; Rhabditida; Rhabditidae.